Messenger RNA from Diospyros lotus (date-plum), 948 nucleotides. Its product is annotated as zinc finger A20 and AN1 domain-containing stress-associated protein 5. The record is from RefSeq and is a predicted model, not a curated record. NCBI's taxonomy places the organism in Eukaryota, Viridiplantae, Streptophyta, Magnoliopsida, Ericales, Ebenaceae. Bases 191 to 682 code for a protein of 163 amino acids. The transcript has a single exon. Gene Ontology annotation, biological process: protein ubiquitination. Gene Ontology annotation, molecular function: ubiquitin-protein transferase activity; DNA binding; zinc ion binding.
CCACAUUCCAUCGCCAUUGCCGACCUCUUCAUCCCAUAAAAGCUCUCCUUCCCAAAUCUCUCCGCUCCCAACAAAGCAAAUCCAACCCCAACCUCUUGAUCUCCAUAUCCCCUCUCCACAAAUCUUCUCUCUCUCUCUCUCUCUCUCUCUCUCUCUAGGAUUGUAUCGAUUCGAUUGGAGGAAACCACCCAUGGCGCAGAGAACAGAGAAGGAGGAGACCGAGUUCAAGGUGGUUCCUGACACCAUAAGCCUCUGCGUCAACAACUGCGGAGUCACCGGCAAUCCCGCCACCAACAACAUGUGCCAGAACUGCUUCAACGCCACCACCGCCUCCUCCUCCGCUGCCGCCUUGGUUGGGAAGUUCGCAGCCGGCGAAGGUGUCAAGAGUCCUAGAUCUACCUUCUCGCGGCCGGCGGAGAGGUUCGUCGGUGCCGCGGAGACCAGACGGAGCCUGAGGGCUCAGGAUCCGGCGGUGGCGGUGAAGAAAGAGGUGAAUCGGUGUUCCGGCUGCCGGAGGAAGGUAGGCCUGACGGGAUUCAGGUGCCGGUGCGGAGACCUGUUCUGUGCGGAUCACCGGUACUCCGACCGCCACGAUUGCAGCUACGACUACAAAGCGGCGGGCCGCGAGGCGAUUGCGAGGGAGAAUCCGGUGGUUAAGGCUGCGAAGAUCGUUAGGGUUUGAAAAGACCGUAUAAUACUUGCAUACAUGAAAUUUAAACCAGAUGAAGAAGAAUCAAAUAUGAAAAUUCCGAGAUCGAGCAUGUGUAAAAUCAGCGCGAAAAGUUUGAGAUCCGUAGGCUCGAUUUCUUAUUGUUCUGUCUCUUGGAUGAUGGGCUCUCUAUAGAUCGUGAACAAAAAAGAGAGGGGAGAGAAAUAGAUUUGUUAAAAAAGAGUCUUAUCAGAUGAUAAAAUUAUGAAUGAUUAUGAAGAAGAAAUUCUGUUUGUGUA